AUGUCUUUUCUCUUCAGGCAGAAUCAAGACUCUGGAAAAGACAGGAUGGAUGCGUCUCACCGAAUUCGCACGCCUGAAGAGGCUGUGGCCAGAGUUGCCUACCUCUCGAGCGAUGUCAUUGUGUCCGUCCAGCCUUCGUUGGCUACCGACUCGGCCUUCUCAUCUCACCUCAAGCAAUACGCCAGCCGCAACGACCGCGGGCUGGUCGCCUCUGGCCCAGAUGCUGUACCAGAUGUGCAAUCGAUUCGUCACAAUGUCGACCCGCUGCUCUCUGUGUAUACGCCGGUCCGCGCAGGCAAGUUGGUAUCCGUUACUGCGACGUCAACCAUUUUAUUACCUGCCGUCUCCCACCUCUAUAAGCUGGCCAACUACCCCGUUGUCCUCCAUGUAUCGCUACAGCCGCAGCAACAUGCAGACUACUCUUCCAUCACAGCCAUUCGAAACGCAGGCUGGACGUUUUUGCAGUCCGAAACUUUGCAAGAGGCCCAAGAUAUGGCUAUGACCGCCCAUGCGUUGGCUGUGCGCACGGGCAAGGCUGUCAUUCACUUUUUUGCUCCAGAAACGUCUGCUGCCGACGAGCCCAUAGCAAUUGAGGACACGGCUGUCUUACGGCAAAUUCUUGACAUUGAAAGUGUCCGCCGCUUUCAAGCCGGCCGAUCUUCCGCCGCGGGUAUCUAUGCAGACGAUGGCCAUGUUGCAGUCUCCUCAGAUCACCCAGAAACCUUCAUAAACGGCAAUGGCACCAGGAAUGCUCCCCUCCAGCCGCCUCCCAGCGCUGAUGCCUCCAAAGCCACCUCAGCCGGCACUUCUAUCAAGUCCAGCGAAGCGUCUACUCCCAUCGCGCCUUCUUCUGUUGCAACCACGGUAGAGGCGGUGCCUCCUCAGGUUACCUCAGAAGACAUUUACACUUGCGCCGCCCGCAUCUGGUCCCAGAUGAAGGCUGCACUGGGUAGAGGAUAUGCCGCGUUUGAAUAUACAGGCCCUCCUAACGCCGAAAACUGUUUGCUUGUAUUCGGGUCGGACACAGGUUCCUUUGCAGAAACUGUGGAUAAUGCUAAGGCUGAUGAGAUAUUUGCCAACAUGGGCAUAUUGACCCCACGAUUAUAUCGUCCAUGGAUUGGCUCGAAGCUUGUUGAGUCAGUUCCCAACACUGUAAAAAGGCUUGCUGUCCUAGAACAAAUUCACAGAGCAACUACGAGAUGGGGCCCUGUCUUGAUUGAUGUUCUUUCGUCGGUUAAUCGUGGUCCCGGCGGCGUGCAGGUUAUAGUUGGAUACCAACUAGGAUACAUCGCCCCCGAAACAACGACGCAAGCCCUGAGAGGUAUCGUUCAAAAUCUCACCCUGGAAAAGCCUGUUCAGAACCUAGAGGUCGGGGUCAAGACGACAUCAGAGCACCCAGGUGGACAUGGUUUGGAAAAACCACAGCUCGAGAAUGCCUAUUCCAAGAUCCUGGACCAAGUCUUUGGAAGCCGGACAUAUAUUUCCAAUGCCUUGAAAUCCAACAAUGCAGGUGUUUCUGAGUCUAUCUCAGCCAGCCCCGAGUUUGGGUUUGGGUCACUUUUGGCGCGAAAGGAAUACCGAAGCAAGUUUAUUUCCGAAGUCAAGGAUGCAGCAAGUCAUGGAACCUUUAAAUCAGAUGAACCAAAGAGUUGGCUGGCUCGAUGGGCUAUGCAUGCAAAUGAUGGGGCCAAGGCUGUGGAUAUUGGUGAAGAAGUUGUAGCAAGAUUAGAAGCUGACGGCUCAGCUCUCGCCCAGAAGCUUCUCACCAGAAGGGGUCUCUUCCGCAAGGAAUCUCUAUGGCUGAUGGGCUCAGAUGCAUGGGCAUAUGACCUCGGAAACUCUGGAGUUCACCAUGUCCUUGCAUCUGGCGAAAAUAUCAAUAUGCUCAUUAUCGAUUCUACUCCGUACUCGGAAAAGUCCGCUGUUGACUCCAAUCGACGAAAGAAGGAUAUUGGCCUAUAUGCUAUGAACUUUGGUAAUGUUUAUGUGGCAUCAACCGCUGUGUAUAGCUCAUACACCCAGGUGCUACAGGCAUUGCUCGAGGCCGACAAGUUCAAUGGUCCUUCAGUUGUCCUAGCCUAUCUCCCCUAUUUUGGCGAAUCUGAUUCCCCACUAACUGUGCUUCAAGAAUCGAAGAAAGCUGUAGAUGUUGGUUAUUGGCCUUUGUAUCGAUGGAACCCAGAAAACGAACUCAACAGCGAGCCAAAUUUCUCCUUGGACUCGGAGGUGGUGAAGCAGGAAUUGAAAACGUUCUUGGCUAGGGAUAAUCAACUCACCCAGCUCAUGAAGAAAGAACCCAAAUUUGCUGCGAGUUUGGCACAGGAUUUUGGAACUGAGGUACGGGCCCAGCAAAAGAGAAAAGCUAAGGACGCAUACAAUCAAUUACUGGAAGGCCUUCUUGGCGCACCGCUUACUAUUCUCUUCGCUUCUGACAACGGGAAUGCCGCCUCUGUGGCCAAGCGCCUCGGGAAUCGAGGAAGGGCUCGCGGGUUGAAGACGGCGGUGCUGGCUAUGGAGGAUUAUCCUCUUGAAGACCUUUCACAGGAGGAGAACAUUGUUUUUAUCACAUCCACUGCUGGUCAAGGAGAGUUCCCUCAAAAUGGCUUACCAUUCUGGGACGGCAUCAAAGACAACACCGAUUUGGAUCUUGCCACUGUGAAUUUUUCUGUGUUUGGUCUUGGUGACAGUCACUACUGGCCUCGAAAAGAAGACAAAAUUUACUACAACAAGCCUGCGAAGGAUCUCGAUCGCGUUCUGAGUAAUCUUGGAGGCAAGCGCUUCGUUGGUGUUGGCCUAGGCGAUGACCAAGACCCUGAUGGUUUUCAAACUGGGUACCAAGAAUGGGAACCCAAACUUUGGCAAGCAUUAGGAGUAGAUAACGUGGAGGGACUUCCAGAAGAGCCGCCGCCUAUUACGAAUGAGGACAUCAAGAUCGCGUCAAACUAUUUGCGAGGCACAAUUUUGGAAGGCCUUAAGGACACAUCUACUGGUGCCAUCUCUGCUUCUGACCAACAAUUGACCAAGUUCCAUGGUACUUAUAUGCAAGAUGACAGAGAUAUCCGGGAUGAAAGAAAGGCUCAGGGACUGGAACCGGCGUAUUCUUUCAUGAUCCGAUGCCGACUCCCUGGCGGAGUUGCGACGCCAAAACAAUGGGUUCAGAUGGACGAUAUCAGCACAAGUCUAGGAAAUGAAACCAUGAAACUGACCACGAGGCAAACCUUCCAGUUCCACGGUGUCGUCAAGGGCAAGCUCAAACCAGCAAUGCAAGCUAUUAACCGAGCCCUGAUGACCACUAUUGCUGCAUGUGGUGACGUCAACAGAAACGUCAUGUGCAGCUCGCUUCCUACCGAGUCUCGGUAUCAUAAGCAAGUGCAUGCGUGCUCUCAGAAGAUUAGUGACCACCUCCUUCCUUCCACCAGUGCAUAUCACGAAAUUUGGCUCACAGAUGACAAUGACAAAAAGACGCAAAUUGCUGGCGAGGCGGUUCAGGAUUUUGAACCACUUUAUGGUCCGACGUAUCUUCCCCGAAAAUUCAAAAUUACCAUUGCCAUACCUCCUCAUAACGAUACUGAUGUAUAUGCACAUGAUAUCGGGUUGAUUGCUAUUAAAGGUGCGGAUGGAAGCCUUGAGGGAUUCAAUGUUCUGGCGGGUGGUGGCAUGGGAGCGACGCAUAAUAACAAAAAGACAUACCCUCAAACUGGGCGCAUGAUGGGAUUCUGCUCCGCAGACGAAGUUCACAUUGCAUGUGAGAAAAUAAUGCUGGUUCAGAGAGACCAUGGCGAUCGCAAAAACCGCAAGCACGCUCGGCUGAAGUAUACAAUUGACGACAUGGGCGUCGAUACUUUCCGUGGCAAAGUCGAGGAACUUUGGGGGAAGACUUUCGACAAGGAACGGAAAUUUGAGUUUAAGAGCAACGUUGACACUUUUGGUUGGCAAAAGGAUGAAACAGGCCUUAACCACUUUACAUUCUUUAUCGAAAACGGCCGAAUUGAAAACACACCUGACUUCCAAAUGAAGACAGGCCUGCGAGAGAUUGCCAAGGUACACAAGGGAGAGUUUCGUCUGACAGGAAAUCAGCAUCUCAUUCUCAGCAAUGUAAAAGACGAGGACCUGCCUGCAAUGAAAUCGCUCAUGAAGAAAUUCAAGCUGGACAACGUUCAAUUCUCCGGGCUCCGUCUCAGUUCGUCAGCUUGCGUUGCCUUCCCUACAUGUGGACUUGCAAUGGCCGAGUCGGAGCGAUACCUGCCGGUUCUCAUAUCCAAACUGGAAUCAUGCCUAGAGGAAAGUGGAUUGCGACAAGACUCCAUCGUCAUGCGAAUGACAGGUUGCCCCAAUGGUUGUGCCCGGCCUUGGUUGGCAGAGGUGGCAUUCGUUGGCAAGGCUUAUGGAGCAUAUAACAUGUACCUUGGUGGUGGGUACCACGGGCAACGCCUGAAUAAGCUGUAUCGCUCUAGCAUCAAGGAAGAAGAAAUACUUUCCAUUAUGAAGUCCCUCCUGAAGCGGUAUGCUGUGGAGCGGGAGGGGGGUGAAAAAUUCGGCGACUUCUGUAUUCGUGCUGGCAUCAUCAAGGCUACGACGGACGGACAGAAUUUCCAUGACAAUGUUGCGGAGGAAGAAUCAGACGAGGAAUGA
Messenger RNA from Metarhizium brunneum ARSEF 3297, 4632 nucleotides. RefSeq names its product Sulfite reductase [NADPH] subunit beta (gene sir1). The record is from RefSeq and is a predicted model, not a curated record. Gene Ontology annotation, molecular function: heme binding; sulfite reductase (ferredoxin) activity; FMN binding. Gene Ontology annotation, biological process: sulfate assimilation. Gene Ontology annotation, cellular component: sulfite reductase complex (NADPH). NCBI's taxonomy places the organism in Eukaryota, Fungi, Ascomycota, Sordariomycetes, Hypocreales, Clavicipitaceae.